UCAAAGCUUUAUUGAAAUUCACCAUUUCAAUAUUUUGUUCACUGUUCGACAUGAAUACUCCGUGAGUAAAAGAUCAACAAGAUGAUGAUUCUCUCAGCCUAUACGCAGUAUUUAAUUUGUGGGAACCGCCCAGACGUUUGAGUCGAUCUUCAAGCUAUAAAGGAAGAGGAGAUGAUAAAAGAUUCUUCCAUUGCUAUUUCCCACUACCACUGCCAAAACAAAUCAUAAUUUUUAGUCUUGGAAAAUGGGACGUGAAUUUCAAGGGACAAGAGAUAAUUGCAGAAGUAUCUCUUGAGGUGGUGACUCCACCCCAGAAAAUUGGUACUCUAUCAUGCAGGAGUAAAGCACUUUGUUGGGACGAGGGCUGGAAGACGAAGUUUUUGAAAAGAAGUGAAGAGCUCGCUGAGGAGGGACAAAUGGCUAAGCUGACCCUGAGAACUGUGAAGGAAAAAUGCAACCAUGAAAAAGAAAACAAGAAAGAUCAUGAAGGUGCUGUACUAUCACCAAUGCAGGAAACUCAAAAAGAUUCUUGCAAGAGUUCUGUCACACCAGGAAGUUUAAAAAACCUGAAGCAACAAAAACUUAAUUUCAACGAAUGUACAAAAUUGGAGUUUUCUCCUGUGGAUUCAAAAGAUGUCAUUUCACCUCCACCCACCAAGAAACGAAGACAGAGCAAUGCUGAAACUCCUAUUCAAGGUCAGAGACAGAAUUUCAGAAAAGGUUCAGGAAGUGCCAAAAAGAAUCCUAGAAACAGUUCAGUGAGGAGCCCUGAUGUGCCAACGCCACCUGACACUCCAUCAACAGUCAACUUGAGUGAUGUGCCAUCAGGCCGAUGGGGGCAUGAUAUGUGUUUAAUUGACAAGAGAAAGGCUAUCCUGAUUGGAGGUCAAGGAAGCAAGCAACAGAUGGCUAAAGAUUCUGUUUGGACUUUGAAUUUGUCCCAAGGAUGCCCAUCUUGGCAUGAAGAGAACUGCACAGGAGGUGGAGCUGAUAGACGAAUUGGACACACUGUCACAUAUGACCCAGAGAAGAAGGUGUUGUAUGUGUAUGGUGGAUCGAAAACAAAGAGAUGGUUUAGUGAUGUAAACAUUCUGGACUUGCAAACAAAUACCUGGUCAGCUGUCGAGGCAGUUGGUAAUGCCCCCACUAGAGCAUAUCAUAGCUGUAACCUUUUCUAUGGGGAGCUGCUUGUUUUUGGUGGAGUAUUUCCAAACCCUGAUCCAGAACCCGAUGGCUGUAGUAAUGAGCUUUAUAUCUUCAACACAGGAUCAAACAACUGGUACAAACCAAUCACGAGAGGAACCCCACCCAAACCAAAAUCAGGUCACUCAGCAUCUUUAUUAGAAGACAGAUUGGUUAUAUUUGGAGGCUGGGAUUUUCCGCAAUGUUUCAAUGACGUUUCAGUUAUUGACUUGGCAAUGAUGGAGUUUUCUAGUCCUGUUUUGUCUGGCACCUUUCCAUCACCUCGAAGCUGGCAUGCCUCGGCUGUUCUCCCCAGGCAAAGGAUUUUCAUUCAUGGUGGUUAUGAUGGCAAUCAGAUCCUUACAGACUCGUUUGUACUCGAGCUAGGAACUUCAACUUGGAUUACAGUUAAGACCAGUGAAAGCCUCACAGGGAGGGCAGGGCAUGUGGCUCUGUUCCUACCUGCAGACAGUGAAGAAAAAGAGAAGGAAGAAAUUGUUGUGUUUGGCGGUGGUGACAAUGAUGGAGGAUAUUUUAAUGAUCUUGUUGUCUUUUCACCCAGCACUUGUUAACAUUUCAAAUUACUGAGCAGCAGAUAGUGUUGAGAUUCUUAUCAAGAUCAAGCUGUUUCUAAAGCAAAUGAGACAAAGGGAAUAUUCAAGUUAAAAGUUUAAAUUUGUUUGGAAAACAAUAAAUCCUCCUAAUAAUGAGUGGGGUGGUUGUGUGAUAGGAUUCUACUGCAAACUGUUUAAGAAAUUAUAGAUUCUGCGGUAUACGUUAUAACUGUGAUGUUAGUAGUAUGUUUUGACAUUUUAUAGUGAUUUAUUAACCAAGGGCAAGUAGUUUGAAAGUUGUAGAGCUAAUCUGGGGUUAACAUUUUUUAUGUACUCUUGAUUUUUUCAUUUUUUUGUUUUAAGUAUGUCAGAGCUUUGUUUUGUAAAACAAAAAGUUUUGGAAGUCAAACUUUUGAAUUUCGUGUUGGAUGUAAAGCAAAACUGAAGCCAACAAAAAUCUUAACAGCAAACCUCUUUUUCUAGAAGUGAAACUAAAACAGAAAUUCAUGCUAUCCUUGGUUUAUUUUGAUCAUGUUUUGAAGUACCAGUCCCAACAUCUAGUUUCAUUUAAAAGUUAACUUUGAACUGUUUACACCUGUUUUUUACCUAAUGUGUUUUACAUGUGAAUAUUAAACAUUUUAAUCAUAUGA
Stylophora pistillata is the source of this 2386-nucleotide messenger RNA. Its product is annotated as kelch domain-containing protein 2. NCBI's taxonomy places the organism in Eukaryota, Metazoa, Cnidaria, Anthozoa, Scleractinia, Pocilloporidae. The record is from RefSeq and is a predicted model, not a curated record. Gene Ontology annotation, molecular function: protein binding.